UUCUGCCUAAACCACGCAGCAAAGCCAAAACCUUCUUCUUCUUCUUCUUCUUAGGAAAUCAUUAGUCAUGGCUAAUUCCCAUAGUUCCACCCCUUCCAUUCCCACAACCACAAAAUUAGUCUUCCUUUUAUUCUCACUUGUUGUGGGAAUGGCCUCUGCCCAGUUAUCCUCUACUUUCUACGACACAUCCUGCCCUAAUGCCCUUUCCACCAUUAAAUCAGCUGUUGUCGCUGCUGUGGGCAAAGAGGCACGCAUGGGCGCAUCGUUGCUCCGUCUUCAUUUUCAUGACUGCUUCGUUCAAGGAUGUGACGCAUCUGUACUAUUGGAUGGUAGCAGUGGAGAGAAAUCAGCAGGGCCCAAUGCUAAUUCACUAAGGGGAUUCGAUGUAAUAGACACCAUCAAAACUCAAUUGGAGAGUGCAUGCGCUGGUAUAGUGUCUUGUGCUGACAUCUUAACCGUAGCCGCCAGGGACUCUGUUGUCGCUCUGGGUGGACCGAGCUGGGUAGUUCCAUUGGGCAGAAGAGACUCCACCACCUCAAGUCAAAGUGCAGCUAAUACCGACCUCCCUGCUCCAACACUGGAUCUUGCUGACCUUAUCACUGCCUUCUCAAACAAGGGUUUCACUACCAAAGAAAUGGUGGCUCUCUCAGGAUCUCACUCAAUAGGGCAAGCCAGGUGCAUAACCUUCCGGACCAGGGCAUACAACGAAACUAAUAUAGACGCCACGUACAAAACAUCACUACAAUCGCAAUGUCCAAGCACCGGAGGAGACGACAAUCUUUCCCCUCUUGACGUCACAACUCCGAAUACCUUUGACAAUGCUUACUUCACCAACUUGAUAAGUAAUAAGGGUCUGUUGCACUCGGAUCAACAGCUCUUUACGACUGGAGGUUCCACAAACGCUCAAGUCAAUACUUACAGUGCCAACUCGGCAACUUUCGGAACAGAUUUUGCCAACGCCAUGAUAAAGAUGGGGAACCUUAGCCCACUCACUGGCACCAGCGGCCAGAUCAGAAAAAACUGCCGGACAAUCAACUAAGUCAACGUACUCGAUCAGGAUAUUUGUCUGCGUAUUCAAGAAUAACGGCGUUCGUUAUUAUAUGAAAGACGUUACUGAUUGACAAUCUUAUAUUAUAUAUCCCCGCAUCGUUCAAGUGGAAUGAUCGAUGAAUUAUAUAUAUUAGAUUCAAAUCUUGCCAAGUGUACUUCAUAUUUGAAACGUGUAAUUUGAAGAAAUUGCAAUGUUAAAACGUAGUCAAUGCGUAUUAUUGUGAUA
This is a messenger RNA of Corylus avellana, 1276 nucleotides long. RefSeq names its product cationic peroxidase 1. Lineage: Eukaryota; Viridiplantae; Streptophyta; Magnoliopsida; Fagales; Betulaceae. The record is from RefSeq and is a predicted model, not a curated record. Gene Ontology annotation, biological process: hydrogen peroxide catabolic process; response to oxidative stress. Gene Ontology annotation, molecular function: heme binding; peroxidase activity.